Molecule: messenger RNA, 1770 nt
Organism: Rotaria sp. Silwood2
Lineage: Eukaryota; Metazoa; Rotifera; Eurotatoria; Philodinida; Philodinidae
Source: the annotation of a GenBank genome assembly
AUGACUACACAUAACACUGACGAGCAACAUCUUUUUCCUUCACAAAUUUCUAAAAGACCUAUCACUACUACUCGUCCAGUAAAAAAUGCUAAGUCUAAGAUUAAAUCAACGACUAUACCACCACCAUCAUCAUCAUCAGAUCAAUUGACAAAUACCAUCAUAACACAUACAGAAACUACACCAAAGACACGUAUUGUUGUAGUCCGUUCAGCGGGUAAGGCAUCAAAUGAGGAAGUAGAAACAACUGAGACAAAAGAACAUGACAAACCGAAUUCAAUCCAAUUUCCACCGGUGCUAACUGAUGGACGUACAUCUGUUUAUCUUAUUCGACGACCUAUUCCACCACCUGAAUUAUCAGUACAAACAAAAAUAUAUGUACCACCAGGUAGUGAACCACCACCACCACCAACUGACGAUUUGCAAGAUGUAGAUACAUCUACUCCUACAGAAGAUACUGUAACUUCGCCUAGUCAAGUUCAUUCAUCUGUAAAACGUCCAAAAACUUCCAAACAAAGUUCGACUUUUACACGUUCUGAAAGUCCUCAACAGUAUUCACCUGUGAAUAUACCUAAUGAAACUCUUACUAUUCAUUCUCCUGACAGUUCAAAACAACUUAUAUCUUCACCUACACAAUCUGUGGCCCCUCAACAAAUUAGAUAUAGAUCGAGAUCGAAAUCUCGAACACGAAAUUUAGUUCGUUCCGAUUCCCGAAAUCGAUCAAUUUCAAGACAUCGUUCACGUAGUCAACGUCGAAUAUCUCCAACACAUCGUUUAUCAUCUGCAUCACAUGCCACACAAGAAGAACCUAAAGAUACUGAUCGAAAACGAAAUUUUCCUCCAUUUUCACAAAUAAAAACUAUAGUUAUACAAAGUAAUUCAGUUCCUUCUGAAACAACUAAAAAUGAACAACAAACAAUUCAAAAUAUUGCUCCAACAGUAACACAAAAUUCUCAACGAAAAAGAUCACCUUCUCAACGAGUUAAAUCCUCUAAAUCAAUUGUACUUCUUAAUCCAGAAGAUCAAACUAUUGCUGUUGUAGAAAAUCCAUAUGUGAAAGGAGAAUCAAUAAUACCAGAUGGACAAUCAAAAGGAGAAUCAGACAAUGGAUCCCGAUGGAAUACAUGUCUUGAUUGUCUAUCAAGACGUAAAUGUUUAGUUAUUAUUAUUUGUGUUAUCCUUGCUGUAAUUGGUUUAGCUGGUGUUGGUGUCAGUGCUUAUUUUCUUGCUAAUAAUUCUCAAACAAAUCUAAUUCCGAAAAUUGUUGGUAUAGUUGUCGGUGGUAUAUUAGCUAUAAUUGCAUUAACUUUCUUAUAUUGCGUACUUGCAUGUAUUGAUUCUCGUGAUGGUUACUUUUCAUAUAAUGAUGAUGCUCCGCAUGGUAAUGGUAGAGCUUUUGCACUAAUACCAUCGUCACAUCCGAAUGGUCAUCUUUAUGAUUCUCGUGAUAAUAAGGAAUUACAUAAGAAUAAUCGAACAUCAUCAUUAAAUUCUGUUUCUACUAGAUCAACUAUUCAUCAAAAAACAAUAAAUCGACAAAAAUCAAUAAAAAAUGAUAUAAAUAGUACAACAAAUGCUAAAAAUAUAAUAAUUCAAAUGCCUGAACGUCUUUUAACAGCAAGAAAAGAAUCACCAAAAUCGCGAGAACGUAAAUUAAAUAAUGUAGUAAAUAAUAUUGGACGUAUUGUUCAAGAUGCUAAAAAACGAUAUAAUGGUGAUGUACCAAAUAAAGUUAUUGUCAAAGUCGAUGAAAAUGUUCAACCAUCUACUUAA